Messenger RNA from Soboliphyme baturini, 534 nucleotides. The record is from the annotation of a GenBank genome assembly. Lineage: Eukaryota; Metazoa; Nematoda; Enoplea; Dioctophymatida; Soboliphymatidae.
AUGAUCGUCGAGCGACCAGGCGUUUGCACACGCCGGGGGUGUUCAUGUUCGCUAAGCGCUAAUGUAAACACGGUCUGGCCAUUCCGUUCCGUCUCUGCCUGCUGCCUCGGCGUUGUCGACAUCGCCACCGUCGUCGUCUGUGUACGUAUCUUCAAGAAAUGGUGUUAUAAAAUUUCUUGCAAGCACAAAGCCGGGCGCUUAAGGUGGACAAACCACCAUUACUACAACCAUCACUGGUAUGUCGUCGUCGGCAUUAGCUUCAGCACCGUGGUCGCUUGUAUUCGUCUGUGUCGUCUUGUCGUCUUGGUCAUCGUCAGCAACUGCCCAUCGCCUUUCGGACAUCGGUCAAGAAGUAUUACUUCGCCUGUUGUUGUCACGCGGUGGCAUUGUCCCUCCAUCCGGCUGUCCCUCGAUCCGUUGCCUCCGUCUCCAUUUUGGUGUUCGUCAAUUUCUAACCGUUUUUCCGCUAUUUCGCAUAUGACUAAUGGUCGGUCGAGCGACGCGGCGCGACUCUUCUUCCGUGAGGCCUACUAA